CUUCAAGCUUCAAUACCCAAGCCUGAUGGAAUUCUCGAACAACGCUUCAACCUCACCAUAGCUUUCUAGCUGGCCGUUAAAUUCAUGGGAUCGCUGAGCCCUCAUCAUAUCAUUUCCCUCGUACUGGCAGGUCUUUGGUGCGCGAGUACUGCAGUUUCAGCUGGCUAAGGAGAUGGGGCAGUGGUCAUCUUCUUUUGUUAGCCUAGCAUGUCGAGUGGCGUUGCAGCUUGGUCCUCCAGGCCACUCUCUUCGAACCUUCUUUAUCAACAAACUAGCCCUCAACCUUCAUGACAGAUUCCAGCAGCGGGGCAUCAUGUCCGACCUUGAUGAGGCCAUCGAGCUCCAUCGGGCUGUAUUACUACUCCGUCCGCUCGACCAUUCAGAACGAUCCUCGUCUCUGAACAAUCUUGCGAACAGCCUUCAAGACAGAUUCCUGCAGCGGGGCAUCGUGUCUGACCUUGAUGAGGCCAUCGAGCUCCAUCGGGCUGCAUUAUCCCUCCGUCCCCCCGGUCAUUCAGAUCGAUACGUAUCUCUGAACAAUCUUGCAAACCGCCUUCGAGACAGAUUCCUGCAGCGGGGCAUCAUGUCUGAUCUUGAUGAGGCCAUCGAGCUCCAUCGGGCUGCAUUACUCCUCUGUCCCUCCAGUCAUUCAGAUCGACCCGUGUCUCUGAACCAUCUUGCACUCAGCCUUCAAGACAGAUUCCGGCAGCGGGGCAUCAUGUCCGAUCUUGAUGAGGCCAUCGAGCUCCAUCGGGCUGCAUUACUCCUGCUUCCCUCCGGCCAUUCAACUCGAUCCGUAUCUCUGAACCAUCUUGCACUCAGCCUUCAAGAUAGAUUCCGGCAUCGGGGCAUCAUGUCUGACCUUGAUGAGGCUAUCGAGCUGAAUCGUGCUGCAUUACUCCUGCUUCCCCCCGGUCAUUCAGCACGAUCCUCGUCUCUGAACCAUCUUGCACUCAGCCUUCAAGAUAGAUUCCGGCAACGGGGCGUGCAGUCUGACUAUGAUGAAGCAUUUAGCUCAUACUCUCAACUCUCCCACCUAUCACAUCCAGCAUCUCGCACAGAUCUCAGUGCUGCCAAGUCAUGGGCGGCCUCCGCCUACGUCCUUGAUCACCCAUCUGUAUUGCUUGCUUAUCAGGUUGCACUCAAAUUCUUAGACCAGCGAGUUGCAUUCCUGUCGUCUUCUUGCCGUCACUUCGACGUCAUCAGUGAGGCUGUUUCUUCCCUCGCCACCGAUGCUUUUUCGUGCAGUGUUCGUCGUGAUGAGCUGACGACUGCGGUGGAACUGUUGGAGCAAGGUCGUUCUGUAUUCUGGACACGGUUGGCCCGCUUCAGGACACCACUCGAUGAACUUUCUGGUUCAGGCGACAUUGGAACGGCCUUGGCAGAAGAGUUCAAACGGUCGAGUUUUUGCCUUCGUUCCGCGUUCCACCAGUAUACUGAAGACCGGUCUCUGAGAAUCCAACAACUGACCAUGCAAUGGGAUGAUGUUAUCACGCGCAUUCGCAUGCUCCCCGACUUUUCACGUUUUCUUCUACCUCCACUGUUUUCUGAUCUCCAAAAAGCGGCUGAACAUGGACCAGUUAUCAUUGUUAAUGCAAGUCAAUAUGGCUGCGAUGCCUUGAUUGUCCGUAACGCGGAAGAUCCUGUUCAUGUUCCGCUUGACAUUACACAAGCCGAAGUGUUCGAAUUCUCCUCCGACUUCCACGCACUCUCAGAGCGGUUUGGUUCUUCUGAUAAUCAACUCAAGCUUGUCGGCAUGCUUCGCAAGCUUUGGAAUGAUGUCGUUGACCCUGUUGUUCAAGUUCUCAGGGAGUCAAAUGUUUGCCCUGGUUCGCGUAUAUGGUGGUGUCCCACGGCUGAGUUCACGCUGCUUCCCCUCCAUGCGGCAGGACCAUACGAGAGGAAGAAAAAAAAUAUGUCUGACAUCUACAUCUCAUCUUACACCCCCACUUUGACGACUCUUAUUCGUGCUAGACAACAGAUUUCUCGAGAUGCGUCGUCGCAACAUUUUGUUGCCAUCGGUCAAGGCAACCCGGUGAACGGAAGGGAGCUCAAAUGUGUCGCUCCCGAGCUAGCCGCCGUCGCUGAGCAUGUUACUCCUGUCGUCUCCUUCACAUCCCUCGAGGAUGCCAGCGCGACAGUCGAGAAUGCACUCGAUGCGCUCGAUCAUAAUCAGUGGCUUCAUCUUGCCUGCCAUGGAAUGCCGAAUCAGAGAGAACCGUUCGACUCUUCCUUCGCCAUGCGUGACGGGCCUUUAAUGAUCAAGGACAUCAUCCGAUCCAACUGGCAGAACUCCCAGUUUGCAUUUUUAUCGGCCUGCCACACUACGGUUGGCGACGAGAAGAGCCCCGAUGAGUCGAUCCAUCUUGCUGCUGCUAUGCAAUUCUGCGGAUUUCGCAGUGUGAUCGGUUCCAUGUGGUCUGUUGAGGAUGAGGUUGCACGCCAGAUCGUGUCUGCUUUUUACGGCAACCUCAUUGAUGAUUCAAAAAGAUUGGACUGCACACGCGCUGCGGUAGCGCUGCACAAGGCCGUGAAAUCAUUGCGCAAGAAGAUUCCAUUAGAGCAGCAGAUUGUAUUUGUCCACAUAGGUGUGUAGUUAGACUCGAUUCAUUAUGUUAUUCCAUUUGCUGUAUCUCUAGUUGGUUUUGUUCCCUCGCUCUAGUAUUGCUUACUUAUUUCUGCAUGAUACGCAUAUACCUUGUUGUUCUGUUCUGUA
Messenger RNA from Suillus fuscotomentosus, 2716 nucleotides. RefSeq names its product CHAT domain-containing protein. Gene Ontology annotation, molecular function: protein binding. The transcript has 2 exons. NCBI's taxonomy places the organism in Eukaryota, Fungi, Basidiomycota, Agaricomycetes, Boletales, Suillaceae. Bases 173 to 2596 code for a protein of 807 amino acids. The record is from RefSeq and is a predicted model, not a curated record.